This is a messenger RNA of Staurois parvus, 327 nucleotides long. NCBI's taxonomy places the organism in Eukaryota, Metazoa, Chordata, Amphibia, Anura, Ranidae. The record is from the annotation of a GenBank genome assembly.
AAGAAGGAUGAGAAGAAGGAUGAGAAGAAGGAGAAGGAUGAGAAGAAGGACAGUUCUCGGUUGAAACCGCUGUAUGGAGUGAAUCCCAGAACUGUCAGAAAUAGACUAUUUAUGACAGUUCUGGGACAUUCACUCCAUACAGCGGUUUCAACCGCUGUAUGGAGGGAAUGUCAUAGAACUGUCAGAAAUAGACUAUUUCUAACAGUUCUGGGACAUUCCUUCCAUACAGCGGUUGAAACAUUGCAUCUAUUUGUUUCCAUAAAUGGAUCCAUUUAUGGAAAACAAAUAGAUAUAAUGUUUCAACCGCUGUAUGGAGGAAUGUCCCAG